Messenger RNA from Cuscuta europaea, 888 nucleotides. The record is from the annotation of a GenBank genome assembly. NCBI's taxonomy places the organism in Eukaryota, Viridiplantae, Streptophyta, Magnoliopsida, Solanales, Convolvulaceae.
CCACACACCACACUCUCCUCCCCCGUCACCUAACACUCCAGCCAGAGAGCCCAAUUCUCCAUCUAAUACCAUCCCAUCGCAACAACCACCGUCCUCUUUCCCCGGAAAUCACCCAAUGAUCACUCGGGCCAAAGCCGGGAUUUUCAAACCUAAGCAUUUCCUAAAUCUCUCGGCAAUCCUCCAACCCUCCCCCAUCCCAAAAAACCCCAUUACUGCCCUACGUGAUCCUAGUUGGAAAACCGCCAUGGAUGAUAAAUUUUGUGCACUUAUUAAAAAUAGGACGUGGGAGUUGGUUCCCCGGCAGCCCGACACUAACAUUGUACGUUGUAUGUGGUUGUUUAAACAUAAAUACAGGUCGGAUGGCUCUCUUGAACGUCACAAAGCACGGCUGGUAGAGAACGGCAACUCUCACCAAUUCGGCGUUGACUGUGAGGAGACCUUCAUUUUGGUGUCUUGGACUUGUCGUAAUAUGAAAAGGGAGUGAUCACACUUGCUAUGUCAAAUAUGGUCAAAUUCUCCGCUUACAUGGCUUUUGCCACAUUCGGUCCCCCGACUAUUGUAUCAAAAUCGUAGUGGAGUGAUUAAAAAUAUCAAUUUGAUAAGACUCAGUGACUAAAUGUGGAAAACUCUGAAGUUGGGGACUAAAAGGGUAUCUAGCACCAUAAUUGAGGACUAAAAUGGAAAAAUUAAAAGUCGAGUACCAAAUAUGUCGCUGACACAAUAGUCGGGGGACCGAAUGUGACAAAAGCUCUAAAUUUGAAUUAUGAAAUGCUGUGUGUGACUCCCUUAUUAUUGACUUCACAUAGUACAUGUUAACAUUACUUUAAUUUUAGAAUCAUUGUGUAACUCAUUAAAUGAUGCAAAUGCUAAUAUAAUAUAAAAAAAUUC